GGGGCGGCCGGGCCGCGGCGGCCUCCGACUGGAUACGGCGGAUCGCCGGGGGCCUGAGGGUGGAGUCCCGGCCGGAGGCAGGCCGGGACUCUGGUGGGUCUAGGCGCGGAUCGGACGCGAGCAGGUCGGCGGCGGCGGCAGGAGAGCGGCCGGGCGUCAGCUCCUCGACCCCCGUGCCGGGCUAGUCCAGCGAGGCGGACGGGCGGCGUGGGCCCAUGGCCAGGCCCGGCAUGGAGCGGUGGCGCGACCGGCUGGCGCUGGUGACGGGGGCCUCGGGGGGCAUCGGCGCGGCCGUGGCCCGGGCCCUGGUCCAGCAGGGACUGAAGGUGGUGGGCUGCGCCCGCACUGUGGGCAACAUCGAGGAGCUGGCUGCUGAAUGUAAGAGUGCAGGCUACCCCGGGACUUUGAUCCCCUACAGAUGUGACCUAUCAAAUGAAGAGGACAUCCUCUCCAUGUUCUCAGCUAUCCGUUCUCAGCACAGCGGUGUAGACAUCUGCAUCAACAAUGCUGGCUUGGCCCGGCCUGACACCCUGCUCUCAGGCAGCACCAGCGGUUGGAAGGACAUGUUCAAUGUGAACGUGCUGGCCCUCAGCAUCUGCACACGGGAAGCCUUCCAGUCCAUGAAGGAGCGGAAUGUGGACGAUGGGCACAUCAUUAACAUCAAUAGCAUGUCUGGCCACCGAGUGUUACCCCUGUCUGUGACCCACUUCUAUAGUGCCACCAAGUAUGCCGUCACUGCGCUGACAGAGGGACUGAGGCAAGAGCUUCGGGAGGCCCAGACCCACAUCCGAGCCACGUGCAUCUCUCCAGGUGUGGUGGAGACACAAUUCGCCUUCAAACUCCACGACAAGGACCCUGAGAAGGCAGCUGCCACCUAUGAGCAAAUGAAGUGUCUCAAACCCGAGGAUGUGGCCGAGGCUGUUAUCUACGUCCUCAGCACCCCCGUACACAUCCAGAUUGGAGACAUCCAGAUGAGGCCCACGGAGCAGGUGACCUAGUGACUGUGGGAGCUCCUCCUUCCCUCCCCACCCUUCAUGGCUUGCCUCCUGCCUCUGGAUUUUAGGUGUUGAUUUCUGGAUCACGGGAUACCACUUCCUGUCCACACCCCAACCAGGGGCUAGAAAAUUUGUUUGAGAUUUUUAUAUCAUCUUGUCAAAUUGCUUCAGUUGUAAAUGUGAAAAAUGGGCUGGGGAAAGGAGGUGGUGUCCCUAAUUGUUUUACUUGUUAACUUGUUCUUGUGCCCCUGGGCACCUUGGCCUUUGUCUGCUCUCAGUGUCUUCCCUUUGACAUCUCAGUGUCUUCCCUUUGACAUGGGAAAGGAGUUGUGGCCAAAAUCCCCCCCCAUCUUCUUGCACCUCAACGUCUGUGGCUCAGGGCUGGGGUGGCAGAGGGAGGCCCUCACCUUAUAUCUGUGUUGUUAUCCAGGGCUCCAGACUUCCUCCUCUGCCUGCCCCACUGCACCCUCUCCCCCUUAUCUAUCUCCUUCUCGGCUCCCCAGCCCAAUCUUGGCUUCUUGUCCCCUCGUGGGGUCAUCCCUCCACUCUGACUCUGACUAUGGCAGCAGAACACCAGGGCCUGGCCCAGUGGAUUUCAUGGUGAUCAUUAAAAAAGAAAAAUCGCAACCAA
Messenger RNA from Pan troglodytes (chimpanzee), 1626 nucleotides. It is a transcript of the gene DHRS11, whose product is annotated as dehydrogenase/reductase 11. Gene Ontology annotation, molecular function: oxidoreductase activity. The coding region runs from base 216 to 998 and encodes 260 amino acids. The record is from RefSeq and is a predicted model, not a curated record. Lineage: Eukaryota; Metazoa; Chordata; Mammalia; Primates; Hominidae. The transcript has 7 exons.